This is a messenger RNA of Ostrinia nubilalis (European corn borer), 2253 nucleotides long. RefSeq names its product U3 small nucleolar RNA-associated protein 4 homolog (gene l(3)72Dn). The transcript is spliced from 11 exons. Gene Ontology annotation, molecular function: RNA binding; protein binding. The coding region runs from base 78 to 2183 and encodes 701 amino acids. Gene Ontology annotation, biological process: maturation of SSU-rRNA from tricistronic rRNA transcript (SSU-rRNA, 5.8S rRNA, LSU-rRNA). Gene Ontology annotation, cellular component: 90S preribosome; small-subunit processome; t-UTP complex. NCBI's taxonomy places the organism in Eukaryota, Metazoa, Arthropoda, Insecta, Lepidoptera, Crambidae. The record is from RefSeq and is a predicted model, not a curated record.
ACAGAAAAGCGGGCAACAGCGUGCUUUGCUAUGUUUUUAUUAUUUUUCCAUUAAAUUAUUGUAUUAAAUAACUAAAAAUGGCUAGUAAAAUUCAUAGGGUGCGGUAUUACAACCCUACUCCUCAAAUAAUUAACAGCAUUUCUUACAAUAAAACAAGUAAAAACAUUGCUGUGGCGAGGGCAGAUGCUUCCAUUGAAAUCUGGGAUUUGAACUACGCGCCUUACAUGGUGAAAUUCAUCCCGGGCGUAGAAGAUGGAUCGGUGGAAGCCCUUGGCUGGGUUAACGAUAGACUGUUGUCUACUGGACUUGGCGGUGCGCUGGUGGAGUGGGAUCUUGAUAAGCUAAAUGUCAAACAAACUGUGCUGCUUACUGGAUAUGCAGCUUGGUGUUUAGACGUGAACUCAUCCAACACUUUAGUGGCCGUGGGAACAGAGCAAGGUUAUGUCAAUUUAUACAGUGUUGAAAACGAUGAAAUUGUGUACAAAAAGCUGUUUGACAAGCAAGAGGGCAGGAUAAUGUGCUGUAAAUUUGAUAAAACUGGAAACAUACUAAUAACAGGAUCUAUAGACACAAUAAGGGUAUGGAAUGUAGAGACAGGGCAUGCCACUAGUCGUAUGCUGGCCAGUCGGCGAGGCAAGGAAACCAUCGUGUGGUGUUUGGCGGUUCUCUCUGAUAACAUUGUAGUUUCUGGUGACAGCCAUGGUAGACUUACAUUUUGGGACAGAAAGUUGGGAGAGCAGAUUGAGUCCUACACUACUCACAAAGCAGACAUACUAUGUAUAGAGGUAUCAGAAGACGAAAGCAGUCUGUACUGCAGUGGAGUAGACCCUGUUAUUACUAACUUUAUCAAAGUAAACAACAACACUAGUAAACAUCCCACAUUGCAGUGGGUUAAGAAUGUCCAAAGGAAUAUUCAUGAACAUGAUGUUAGGGUAUUAGCAUUGAAUGAUGACAGACUUGUGUCUGUAGGAGCUGAUGGCUACAUCACACUUUCCAGUUACCCCCCUAAAUGGGUAAUGAGGAUACCUCCCAUGAUACCUGGACCUAGAUCAGCAGUAUGUGCUAAGAAAAAACUUUUACUUUUAAGAUAUAGUAAUCACUUAGAAGUAUGGAAACUUGGCUCAUAUGCCACAACAAACAAUGGAAAAGUAGUUUUUUCAAACCAAAGCACAAAAAAUGUUGAACAAACAGAUAGCAACAGUCAGCUUGAGAAGGACACUCCAAUUGCUAUUUUAAAUAAUGCUUAUAAUCAGAACAACAAAAAUAAGAAUUUAAAGCUAACAGACAACCCAGUGAAAUUGGUUUCAGUUCAGACCAAAGGCAAAAAACAGAUUAAAUGCUGUGAGCUAUCACCAAGUGGAGAGUUCAUAGUUUAUUCAACAGAAAAUACAGUGAGAAUGCUGAAAUUAGAUACUGAUGAAGAUCAACAGAACACGUCACUAUCAAAAGUACUGAUCAACGGCGUGUCGUCGUCCUGCGACCGCAUCGCGUUCACGGAAGACUCCCGUACAAUGGCUCUGCACUGCGCGGGCAGUAUCCUGGUCUUACAGGUGGACCCACAAGCUGGCGCCACUGUCGUUCAGACGAUUUCUACCACCAAGCAUCUGAAAGCCUCAUCAAUACUACAUCUUCACAUAUCGAAGAAAACUUCGUCAGGAGCGAUAUAUUUGGUAGCAGCAGACACGCAGGGCGCCAUCGCUGUGUGGACAAAAGCGAAGAAGAAAUAUGAGCAUUACGUCACAUUGCCGAAGUAUAAGUGUGUUCCUUCGGCGCUAACAGUCGACAGUAAACAAGAAAGUCUUGUAGUGGUCUAUGUAGAUCAAAAGAUCGUCGAGUACGAGUUAGUUUCAAAGAAGUUCGCCGAGUGGGUGAAUACGGCCCUGCCUCCGGCGUGGCUGUCGCGCGAGGCGGCCGCAUCGUCUGUGGCGCCGCACCCCGCCCGAGAGGCGUUGGUCAUCGCGGAUAACACGUCUCUGUGGGUGCUGGAGAGAAAACAGUUUCAGGAACCGACAGAGCCAGCAUCUAAAAAGAAAUCAAACUCGGGCCAAAAUGUGGGCUUGAAAAUUGUACCCAUAAAGUACUUGGCUGGUUUCCAUUGGGUAGGCGACGACGAGGCAGUGAUAGUGGAAGUACUCCCGGAGAACAUAGUCUCGCAGCUACCACCAGUGAUAUCCAGAAAAUAAUUAUAAGGGGAAAAGCUAUAUUAAUGAAAAUACUUGUUUGUACACAAUAAAUCGUUUAUUUUACAUAUGA